Messenger RNA from Heteronotia binoei (common prickly gecko), 1559 nucleotides. It is a transcript of the gene LRTM1, whose product is annotated as leucine rich repeats and transmembrane domains 1. Lineage: Eukaryota; Metazoa; Chordata; Lepidosauria; Squamata; Gekkonidae. The transcript is spliced from 3 exons. Bases 517 to 1554 code for a protein of 345 amino acids. The record is from RefSeq and is a predicted model, not a curated record. Gene Ontology annotation, cellular component: plasma membrane. Gene Ontology annotation, molecular function: protein binding.
CACCCCAUUGCCUCCAAUCACAGCUGAGGAUGAUGGGAGCACAAGAUCAGAGUCAUCUGAUUUUGCAAGGGUUGGAAAGCUAUGGCUAACAGUCCAACAGAAUUCCAAAACGACACUGGAUUUAAAAAGUCAGCUUUAUUUCUGUGCCUCGGAUUUGAGGGCAGAUUAAAUAAUUGAAAAGGCUAGGCUAUUAGGUCACAAUUUCUGUGUUACAGCUGUCCAGUACAAAUUGACAGGCACUGCAUGGCCUGUUGACUGAGUACAAGAGGCAGAGAGCAUCGCUGUGGGUAGCAGAACAACCGUCAACAACAUGUGAAAAGGAAUUAUGAUCCAAUGGAAAAAAUACUCAGCAAGCAUUUAUAAAGCAGCAAUUAGAAGAGGUCCAAUGGCAACUACAAUUGUGUUUUCUGAAUAAAUGCACUGGUACAUAUGCAACUAUAGUCCCAACAACAAGUUUGCUACAGUUAUUGCUUCACAUAAAACUGAAACAUCUGCAAAACAGACAACUGAAUAACCAUGAAAGGUGCAUUGCUUUGGGUUUCAAGUGUCAUCUUCCUAAUGCCUGCGGUGAAUUGCUGUCCCUCAAAAUGUCAGUGUCAUCAGUUUUCAAAAACAGUGGACUGUAGGAACCGAGGGCUUGCUGAAGUCCCUUCCUACUUACCUGCUGAAACUCAAAUAUUAUUGUUGUCAAAUAAUCACAUUCAGAAAAUCAAUCACAGUGUUUUUAUUGAGACUACAAUUCUCAAAAUUUUGGAUUUAUCUAAUAAUUCUAUCUCAGGUCUGCUGCCUAACACUUUCAAAGGACUGCGAUAUCUACAGAUCCUAAAUUUAACUAGAAACUUCAUUGAAUAUGUAGACAACAAGACUUUUAAUUCCCUCCCUCACUUAAAAGAACUGGAUUUAUCAUCCAACAAUAUAGUAAGUCUGCCUAGAACUCUAGGAAAUAACACAGGGAACAUAACUUUACUGUCUCUGAAGCAUAAUAAACUUCAGAAAGUAGACAGACUUCUGUUAGAAUCACUUCCAAAUCUGAAAGUUGUUCUUUUCAAGGGUAACUCCUGGCUAUGCAACUGUCAUGUCUUUGGCCUUAAAUUGUGGCUGGAGACUUUUUUAUACAGAGGAGGAAUUAGUGAUGGUGUGAUCUGCUCGACACCUGAAAAUUGGAAGGGAAAGGACCUUCUCAAAAUUCCUUAUGAGAUGUAUGGGAUCUGUCCUCCUACAGCUUCCCACGUCAAAAAGGAUAAUAAUCUUCACUCUAACUCAGAGCAUAAAAUCUCUCUGAAACAUACCCAUCACAAUGAACAUGGAGACAGCAGCCGCUCACACUGUGAACCGAAACCAAAGCCACGACCUGUUAGCUUGCGUCAUGCAAUUGCCACUGUAGUAAUAACUGGAGUGGUCUGUGGGAUUGUAUGUCUCAUGAUGUUGGCAGCUGCUGUGUAUGGCUGUGCCUAUGCUGCAAUUACUGCAAAAUACCACCGGGAACACUUGCCCCCUGGCAAGGAGAAGGGGAAUCUUGAGGGAAAGGAGCCAUUUGAGAGUUCAUUGGCUUGAGUUAU